Rhinichthys klamathensis goyatoka is the source of this 1535-nucleotide messenger RNA. RefSeq names its product dopamine receptor D2 like (gene drd2l). NCBI's taxonomy places the organism in Eukaryota, Metazoa, Chordata, Actinopteri, Cypriniformes, Leuciscidae. Gene Ontology annotation, molecular function: dopamine neurotransmitter receptor activity, coupled via Gi/Go; G protein-coupled receptor activity. The transcript is spliced from 8 exons. Gene Ontology annotation, cellular component: glutamatergic synapse; presynaptic membrane. Bases 51 to 1529 code for a protein of 492 amino acids. The record is from RefSeq and is a predicted model, not a curated record. Gene Ontology annotation, biological process: adenylate cyclase-activating adrenergic receptor signaling pathway.
CUCCACUAUUAUGAAAGUAAUAUCUUCUGUUUCAUUGUAGGACUGUUGAGAUGCGUGUGAAGCUCCUGCUGAAUGACAGUGCCCAGAGGAGCUGCAUAAUGCCUCUUCUCGACGUAACUGAAGACAACUUCUCCAUCGCUUCCCCAACCCAGAAUUCAUCUCCAGCUUUUUCCUCCAUGGCGUUUUCCUCCGUCAGUCCAUCCCUGUCCUCGUUUCUCCCACAUUCAAACUGCUCCGUGGCUCCAUCUCCCUCCUCACCUCCGUAUAACUUCUACGCUGUGUUGUUGGUGUUGCUGAUUUUUUGCGUGGUGUUCGGUAACGUGCUGGUGUGUGUGGCCGUGUCCCGUGAGAAAGCGCUCCAGACCACCACCAAUUACCUCAUUGUGUCACUGGCCGUGUCAGACAUGCUCUUGGCCACACUGGUGAUGCCCUGGGGCGUCUAUCUGGAGGUUGUGGGUGAAUGGAGGUUCAGUCGGAUCCACUGUGACAUUCUGCUCACCCUGGACGUCAUGAUGUGCACUGCCAGCAUCCUCAACUUAUGUGCCAUCAGCAUCGAUAGGUACACAGCCGUGGCCAUGCCGCUACUCUACAACACGCGCUACAGCUCCAGAAGACGGGUCGCUCUGAUGAUCGCUAUCGUCUGGUUCCUGUCAUUUGCCAUUUCCUGCCCGCUGCUGUUUGGUCUCAAUAACACAGCCAGUCAAGAAGGGAGAGACUGCAGCUUUGCCGACCCUGCUUUCGUGGUCUACUCUUCUGUUGCUUCCUUUUACGUGCCCUUCAUUGUGACCGUGAUGGUGUAUGUGCAGAUCUGCGUGGUCCUGCGCAGACGCGGCAGACGCACCGCACCUUCACGCAGACACGGCCUCCAUCCAGAACCCAGAGAUGGACAGAGAUCUCGCAAGAAUAAGUGUACUCAUCCUGAAGAUGUGAAAUUGUGCACUUUAAUAUUAAAGCCUCCUCCAGCGGCUCCGCAACGCAAGAAAGUGACGCUGGUGAAAGAGGCCGUGGUUCAUCCUCUGGACGUGGAACCCAUGUGUUUUCUGAGUCAGGACAGAGAGCCGCCUCCACAGCAAUCGCAGCGGCCUGGACAUGCUAAAAUCUCCCUGUCGGUGUCUGUGGCGCCCAGUCCCACGCGUCCCACACGGCCCUGCUCCACGCUCUCGGUCCCCGGCCUGCGCAGGGCCGCCCUGCAGGAAAGCGUGAACGGCCCCCACGGAUGGAGGGAGAGAAACGCAGACAGAGAGAAAGGAGCCGUGGCGAAGGAGAGAGUGAGAGGAAGACUGUCACAGCAGAAAGAGAGAAAGGCGACACAGAUGCUCGCCAUCGUUUUAGGUGUCUUCAUCAUAUGCUGGCUUCCCUUCUUCCUCACACACGUGCUGAAAGCUCACUGCGGCAGCUGCUGCAUCUCUCCGUCGCUCUACAGCGCUGUCACAUGGCUGGGUUACCUCAACAGCGCUGUCAACCCCGUCAUCUACACCACCUUCAACAUCGAGUUCCGCAAGGCCUUCAUUAAAAUCCUGCACUGCUGACAGACA